This is a messenger RNA of Pristis pectinata (smalltooth sawfish), 5507 nucleotides long. Its product is annotated as semaphorin-4C-like. The transcript is spliced from 14 exons. Gene Ontology annotation, biological process: semaphorin-plexin signaling pathway; negative chemotaxis; negative regulation of axon extension involved in axon guidance. The record is from RefSeq and is a predicted model, not a curated record. Gene Ontology annotation, molecular function: semaphorin receptor binding; chemorepellent activity. Bases 297 to 2315 code for a protein of 672 amino acids. NCBI's taxonomy places the organism in Eukaryota, Metazoa, Chordata, Chondrichthyes, Rhinopristiformes, Pristidae.
UCCAGAUGAGCAGCCAGAUUCGGCCCCCAAGAGGAUACCGCCUGAAUAUCACAGGCUCUGGGCGUCAGCAGUGAAGGGAGAAAGCGCCGCUAACCUAUGACGGCUUAAAGAUACCGACCACUUAAGGGUGGAUAGUCUACAAAGCAAAACAAAAAUCACAGUACAUGCUCUGGUGUUAUAACCAGAAUUUACGCGGGCAGACGGCGGCGCUGCUCCGGGACCACUGCAAACCUUGACAGUCGGUUUUAUUUUGCUUUAGCGUUUUGGUUUUGUUUUGGGCACGAACUGGAAACAGAAUGGCUGGGAAAAUCCACCGGGCUGUGUUACUGUUGCUGGUUCUUGCGGCUUUCUAUCAAACUCAGAACUUUGCACUGGACGUGGGCGAGGUGCCCAGGACAACGAGCGAAUUUGCUGAUCUCCACGCACCCAUUAUCCAGCGCUUCUCCCAAAAGGGUGUGUCUGACUACAGGACAUUCUUGCUGGGAAAGAGGGAGAACACUCUGUACGUGGGAGCCAGGGGCACCUUGUUUGCACUCAGUCUUACUAGAGUGACCCAAGAGGUUAAGGCAGCGAUCACGUGGGAAGUUUCAGAAAAGGAGAGGGCGGACUGCACUGCAAUCGGCAAGACAAGGGAAGAAUGCAACAAUUUCAUCCGUGUUCUGCAGUACCUCAACGACACACACAUUUUUGCGUGCGGAACAUUCGCCUUUAAUCCGCAGUGCACCUACAUUGAGGUCUCCAACUUCGAGCUGGUGAAAGAUGAGAAUGGGGAGAUAUCAAUGGAGAGUGGCAAGGCUCGUUGUCCGUAUGACCCUGCUUUGCAACACACCACUGUGGUAGCAGAUGGAGUCCUGUAUGCUGCAACAGCUUUUGAUCUCCAAGGGACUCAGUUCCUUAUUUCCAGAGCAAUGGGUCCUUUUAACCAGCGGAUCACAACGGAGGCAUUGGAUUCCUGGCUGAAGGAACCAACUUUCAUUGGCUCAGCUCUGGUGAAGGAGAGUUUAAGAAGUGAAGUGGGCGACGAUGACAAACUGUAUUUUUUCUUCAGUGAGCUCAGCAAGGAGUUUAAUUACUAUACCAAACUACGAGUCUCCAGAGUUGUCAGGAUUUGCAAGGGUGACAUUGGUGGGCUCAAGAUUCUACAGAGGCGGUGGUCAAGCUUCCAGAAGACUUCACUUGUUUGCAAUGAUCCCUCGAGCAAGCUUUACUUUGAUAUGAUUCAGGAUGUCUUUAUGUUGCAGCGAGACCUUGGUAACUGGACCAGUACUGUAUUUUACGCAGUAUUCAACUCUCAGUGGAGUGAUUCUCUGUCUGCAGUUUGUCUGUACAGCAUCAAAAGCAUCCAUGCAGCUCUGGAUGGACCAUAUCAAGAAUACAAACCCGACUGUUCUUCUUUUGUUCAGUAUAAAGGUCAAGUUCCAUUUCCAAGACCUGGCUCGUGUAUCACUAACUGGCAUAGGAACCAUUCCAUUGAGAGUUCACUGCUUUUACCUGAUGAGGUGCUGAGCUUCAGCCGAAGUCACCCUCUUGUGCACCAAGCUGUCCACCCACUCGAUGGUCAGCCAAGGAUGAUGACCAGAAAUGCACAGUAUUCCAAAAUUGUUGCAGUGCAAGUGAGCUCAAUGGAGGGAAUUUAUGAAGUUCUCUUCCUAGGAACAAAUGAUGGCCGAUUACACAAAGCUGUAUUGGUUGGUUCUAGCAGUCAUAUCAUAGAGGAGAAGAAAUUAUUCAAAAAUAUUCAACCCAUUCAGAAUCUCCUACACUAUCAGGGCUUUCUUUAUGUUGGUUCUCCCAGUGAAGUUACUCAGGUUGCAGUGGCAGAUUGCGAUCAAUACAAGACCUGUUAUGACUGUAUCUAUGCCCGGGAUCCCUACUGUGUUUGGAGUAAGGCAACAUCUCGAUGCAAGUUGUAUGAGAAACCUUCUUUGAACAAUGACUUCUUACAAGAUAUUAAGAAAGGCAAUGCUGCAGGAUUGUGCCCACCACAGACAGAAGCUGCAGAAGAAAUUGUUCUGGUCAUCGAUCAUCAUUCAGAUGUGGUGCUCAAUUGUAAGCCCUCCUCUUCAAAGGCCCACUGUGAGUGGCUGACUCCUAACAAGAACAUUACGAUUGAUUCCUAUAGUUCAGGACUCCUAGUGACAGGAAAUGCACUUGGCAAUUAUGACUGUUAUUGCCAUGAAAAUGGCAUCCGUCAGAUGGUGGUGUCCUAUCAUCUCACAUCCAGGCGAUCACGGAUGGCGUUGAUUGUGUUGAUUUUGCCUAUUGCAUUUGUUGCCGUAGUUGUCUUCUUUAUUGUGAACUCUAGGACGUCUUAAUUUUACCUGCUCGUUACAGUCCAUGUUCUCCAAUUAACUGAACCUUGCCUUCUCUCUGGAUACUGGUUUGGCCAACCUUGAUAACAAGGUUUAUUUGUCACUGACCAAAGCACAUUUGAGCACAGCCAAUGGGGUCCAUCUCAAGUACCCUCCUCUGCCACUAUCGGGACAGUAAAAUAGAUUUUGUAUCAGUACUGCCUAAAUAACACUGACAGUGCAGUUGGCUCCAUUUUUUUUUAAAAGGAAACCUAAAACCAAGUGUCUAAAGGGUCAAGUUAAAUCAAGCAGUUGGCCCCUUUUAAACAUGAAACACAUCCCACGUGACAAUUUUCCAGAACUCUCAAAUCUGUGCGGCUGUCAAUGCAGAAUACCUCAGAGCUCCUCUGCAGCCAUAGCUUGACUUGCUGGCAACAAAGCUGGUGCGGUCUUUUAGUCUAGUGAGCUGCAUCAAGGUACCUGUUUGGCAGUCAGCUGUUGCAUUGACUGCCAAACUUUGAAUUUAAAUGACACUGGGGUUAGAAAAUCAUAGGGGCUGUGUCCUUCCUGAAAGAGAGGCUGACUAGUGAAUUUCAUCCAAAGAUAUGUGGAAAGUAUAAAAUUGACCAAUCUGUUUUGCAAAGGUUAGGUCUCAAGCAAAAGAUGUCAAAUAUAAAAUUCUUUUUAGAAUGGAGAAAAUAAGUGUCUUAUUUAUAAAUGACACUACGUACCUGUUGAUGUAAUGUGUUUAUGCUUUAUGACUUUUUUAAAGAAAAGCAUAGAAACUUGGUACUGUUCUAUCAACAUGCCCUUUUAAGGAACUCUUUAUUCAGAUUUUGUGUCUGUGACAAUGUGCACAACUGACGUACUUACGUUACAUUUGUUAACUGUGAAGGUGAUCAUGGUUAUUCUCUGUUUGAGAAGACGAUCCUUUUUUUUUGUUCAGAACUGGAAAAAGAAUGAGCUUUUUGGUUCUAUGACACUGGAGUCAACGUUGGUUCCAUUUUGCUUUUAGUGUGUUUGAUCAAUUUUUUUUAUAAUUUAUUUCUCAUACAUUAAACUUACAACUUUAAAAUGCAUUUAGUUAUUGAUUGACCAAAAGCACUCCAAGUUUGGUUGUCAUGGAAAAUGCAUGUGUACUGACAAUUCCACAAGUUUUGUCAAAUUUGCCUGCACUUCCAUGCUACAUUUAGGAGCAGUACUUUUUCCAUAAGGGGAAAAAGGUAUAACAUCAGUUGGUACCAAUUUAAUAAGUGUGGUAUGUCACCAAUUACUCCCCGUGUGCUGCUUCAGUAUAGAAGCUUCCAAAUGGUCUUUGCCUGCUUCUGAGGAGAUGCUGCCUGCCUGUAUGGAAUGAGGCACACAGUGGGGGGAAAAAAAUGCUGCUUUGCAAAAUGUAAGUACUUUAAUAAAUAAAAUAACUUUGUAUGUUCUUUCAAAUAACCAGCUAUCCUCCCACAUCUUGGCAAAUGAAUGAAUGAUAUAAAGAUAAAGAGACACAGUGUUAGGAGUGCUGGUUAAUGAAACUAUGAUUUUUAAGACGAGCGUUUGAAUCAGGACAUUGAAUGUCGGCUGCGAUCCCUCUCGACAGGGACAACUUGUGGAUAUGUGCCAAGAGAUAGCAAGCUGUGUGAUUUGAAUGAGACAGUACACUCUGGAACAGUAAAGUUGCUGAACCCAUGAGAUUUCCAUACAAUUAACUUGCCUAAAGAAUAUGGAAAAUGGAGAGAGGAGUUUGCACUCUACAUUUUGCUGGCUGUGGCAGAUAAACUAGAACAGAUAAACAUUACUGUAUCUUGUUGGUCACAAGGACAGAGGAUUGUACCCUACCAUAAAUACUUCAGAUGAGAUCCUGAACAAUGUACUAACUGCAUUACAUAUUGUAUCCAUCUAAGAUGUGAAAGUGUUGACUAUUGCCAGUUCUUUACAUUCACCCUGUUAGGGAUUCGGGAGUUAUGGAAUUAUGUGAAUAUAGCAGGAAUUAAUUCAAACAAGAACUAGUCUUCAGUUCUUAAUGUAAAUUGCAAGCAGUAAUCAGCUUGAAGUUAAAAGGACAGCUUUGUGAACAACCAGUACUGUCUAAAGAGCACAGGCUGCUGGCCCACAGCCGGGGGUAGGCUGCUCAGGAGAUGUGGUUUGCAAAGUGAUGUGACCACGAGACGUCCUCGUCUGCAUCAGUCAAACGUAAGACAAUGGAGGUGUUGUAGCCGAACACGGCGCGUGGCAGAAAAGAAAACGCAGAGAUGCGGAGGCUGGACUGGAGCACACUUUACUGACUGAAGCAAAGCGCAUGUGCUUGCGAAAGGACCCGAGAGCCUCUCUGGUGGAAGUGACGUGAGGCCCCUGCCGGAAGGCCCGCCCCACGGUUAGUCUACAUCGCACUCCCGCGCAUGCGCCCGCGGCCACUGAUGGUGGUUCGAGUUCUGUGGGUCCGGGCUGCUACACCACCCCCGACCAGAAUCGCCCAUCAGGGUCGUGGGACCCCCAGUCUGUGUGUUCACCAUGGGUGGGCUGCCCUGCCGGUGCGGUGAGGGCACCUUCACGGGCUGCCCAAUGUCCAAAUGUGCCGGUUUGAGGCGGUGCACUGUGAAGGUCUCCUCGCGGCCACCCACCUCCACGACACGCGUAGAUCCGUUGUGCCAGAUCACCUUGAAGGGUCCUUCGUACGGCCUCUGUAGAGGGGACUUGUGCAUGCCCCUGCAAAUGAAAACGUACUCACAGUCCCAGAGAUCCCUAGGGACAAAGGACGGCGUAGUGCCAUGUCUGGAGGUCGGAACCGGUGCCAGGCUCCCCACCUUGUCCCGCAGCUUCAUCAGCACUUCCGCCAGCGUCCCUGCUGGACCUUGGGCCUCUGGCACAAACUCACCCAUGAUCAUCAGGGGGGUGCUGUAAACCAACUCCGCCGAGGAGGUUCCCAGAUCCUCCUUGGGGGCCAUGCGGACGCCUAGUGGAACCCAGGGAAGCUCAUCUGUCCAGUUGGGCCCUCUGAGACGCGCCAUCAGGGCUGACUUGAGGUGCCUGUGGAACCGCUCGACCAAGCCGUUGGCCUGUGGGUGGUACGCCGUGGUGUGGUGUAACCGGGUGCCCAGGAGCUGCGCCAGUGCUGUCCACAACCCUGACGUGAACUGUGCCCCUCUGUCGGAGGUGAUGUCCGCUGGAAGUCCAAACCUGGCGAUCCAGUUUGCGAUGAGCAUCCUGGCGCAGGACUCUGUGGAC